AUGCUAAUGAUGGGAGGUGAAAAUCCAUUAAUUAUUCAUGCCUGUCGACUGAGAAGGCAGAUCCUGGCUUUUCCUGUUACCAUUGCAACAAGUGGCCGCUGGCCUAGUCAGAACAAGGCCAUAAAACAUUUCAACAGAAACAGACUAGAGAUCACAAGUAUGCCUUCUGGAGAAAGGAAACCCAUGUUUCUGAACUGUACAGAACACAUUCAGAUGGAUUUAAAAGCUAAACCUUAUUCAAAAUGGACCCAGGAAACCAAGCCUUUUUUGUCUCAAAUUUACUUUACCAUAAACAACUCCUCUUUGGAGAAAGAAUGUUGCUUUGGAAUCGGAGAAAAACAGUGUGGUGCUAACGAUCCAAAAGAACUCAAAAGCCAUCAGCACGAUAAUGCUGCAGAGAGAGACUCAGACUCCACUAAGGAGUCUCUGGCAUCACAAAACACAAAAAUGAUUUCAUCCAUAGUCAUUUCACAGUUGAUUGAUGAGACUAAAUCAAAAGAAAAUGGGUCUGCUUUGCCGAUGCAGUCUGUGAUCACUCAGCCUAAUGCUUAUCAUACGAAGCAAUCUCUGGCUAAUGAUAGUUCAGUCAACAUUAAUAGAGCAUUCUUGUUACUUCCCAGCAGAUUAGGAAUUCAGGCAUCUUUCGAUGACAACAUAUCUAGAACAGACUCUCAUAAAAAAGGAUUUGCAUCCAUAACAGUUACUGCUAGACGGGUUGUUCCACCUUUUAACAACCCAGUGCAGGUACCUGUUACUGAUUCUCUGUGUUUGAAAUGCUGGGGAGGUGAUGUUCUAAUGAACACUACUGCUACUUCAAACAAUGCAGGACGAGCUCAGCACUGCAAACCUUUGCAUAAUCAAGAAUCUUAUAUAAACCGAUAUGCCACCAGAUUAAAGGUUUCUGAAUCUUAUUCACAAGUAUGUGAAGGGCAUGGAGACUGGAUUUUUAACAUUGACAACAAAGAAAACAGAAUGUUUCCUCCAGGCAGCAAUCACAGGAAAAAAGCACCAGUUUCAUUCACUUCAUCUGUUCAUUUCAAAAUUUCCCAGCACUGUCCAAAUACAAUCUAUUACUUUGACAAGUCACUUUCUGUAUGUAUUGACCAACUUCAAAUUAAAAGCCAAAAAAUUCAUAGAUCAAUAUUGUCCUUCAAUAUAAAUUGCAGUUCACCCAGAUUAACACCAGAUGGAGCAGAUGGCAUAGCUAAUGAAGAGUCAAUAGCAGAGAUACUUAAAACAAAGCUCCCAGAAGAAAACAAGACUCCACUCAGAACAAAUUCAAAUGCAAAUUUAAAAGAAAAUAAUGUAGAUAAAAAACAGACAGCAGACAAGGAAUAUUUGGGUACUGAAUGCCCUUGGAAAGGUACAUCUCCCUCUGACUGUCCAGCAUUUGUGGAUGCACCCAAAGGAACUAAUAAUUUAAUAGUCACAAAGCAAAAAGAAGAUAAUUCUGAUAAACAGUGUACUGGCAAUGACAUCAAAUUGUCCAUUCAAGUUCCUAAGUGGAGUUAUGAGGCAGGAAUGCAAACUUUUUCUGGAAGCCACAGGAGGCAGUACACUAAAGACAAGUACAAUGCAACUGCUCCUGCUUCCCUUAUGGAACGAGCUCCCAAAAAUGAAUUCAGGGCUGAUGUUGGUGGCUCUUUGAAAGACAGAGCUCCAUCCAAAGGCACUUCAAAGUCCAAAGAGAUUCGAGCACAAAGCUUUCUAAAACCAAAAAUCUCUGUGUCUGAUUGUGUAUGUGAUAUAAAGGCCUUAUCAAAAACUGCACUGGAAGAAAAUGAUGUCCACAGGAAAAAUCAGUUCCCAAAAGGUGAUUACAAAUUCUGUGGUUCAGUUGACAAAAUAAAGGAUUGUAAGAAGAGUGACAAACAAGAGACGGCCAGCAGGGUAACAACCUCCGCAGCUCACUCACCAGAUGUUCCUCAUGAGAAACAAGAAGCAUUCACACAGCCAGAAAUCUACGCUGAGCCUGAGAAAAUUCCAUCCAGCCUACUGACUUUAAGGGAGGCUCUGGAAGUCCAUAAACCUCAGUUUAUUUCUCGUUCACAAGAACGGUUGAAAAAACUUGAACACAUGGCACAACUGAGGAAAACCCAGCAGAAUGACACUCCAGAAAAGCAAGAAGAAGCUCUUCUUCCUCGAAAACUUUCCUCAGCAUCCAUUUCUAACAAAAAGAAGCAAUAUACCGUUCCUCACCCUCUCAGUGAUAACCUGUUCAAACCAAAGGAAAGGUUCAUUUCGGAGAAGGAGAUGCACAUGAGAUCUAAAAGGAUUUAUAAUAACUUGCCUGAAGUGAAAAAGAAAGAAGAAGAAAAACAGAAACGAAUAAUCAUACAGAGCAACAGACUACGGGUGGAGGUCUUCAAAAAGCAACUACUGGACCAGCUUCUUCAAAGAAAUACGGAGUGA
This is a messenger RNA of Emys orbicularis (European pond turtle), 2412 nucleotides long. It is a transcript of the gene C7H10orf90, whose product is annotated as chromosome 7 C10orf90 homolog. The coding region runs from base 1 to 2412 and encodes 803 amino acids. Lineage: Eukaryota; Metazoa; Chordata; Testudines; Emydidae. The transcript is spliced from 9 exons. The record is from RefSeq and is a predicted model, not a curated record. Gene Ontology annotation, molecular function: microtubule binding.